UGGAUGCUUUGGCGAGUCUAGCACACGAUUGGAACGAUAUGCGGGGUGUGGGGACAUGGAUCAGGGGCGAGGAUUGCGACAAAUUCGAGAACGUGCGCUGUGAUGACGAUGGGCAUGUCAUUGCACUCAACACUAGAGGAUGCAGUCUUGUCGCCCCCCUGCCCACUGCUCUCUUCGCAUUGUCCCAUCUCAAGGAUCUUGAAUUAGAGUUGUGCAGACAAAUCCCUCGCUCGCUGCCGGAUCUCUCAGGGAAAAGUUCCUCUCCCAUGGGCCUCACCACCGUCUCUCACGGCAAUCUCAAAGCUUCCAUUCCGAAAGAACUGGGAAAUCUGCAGCAGCUCACCCGCCUGCAUUUGUUCGCCAACUAUCUACAGGAGUCGCUACCAGAGCAGCUCUCCCAGCUGCAGAAGCUGCAGUCUCUGCACGUGUCACAUCAUGAUCAUCUGUCUGGGGAGCUGCCUGCAUGGAUCUUCAGCCUCACAGACUUGACUUCACUGGAUAUCAAGGGCAACAACUUUUCAGGCUCCAUCCCAGAGGCAAUCAGCAGCCUCAAGCAGUUGCGGAAGCUGCGCAUCAUGGAGCCAAUGCUGUCAGGGUCCAUCCCCGAGUCAAUAGAAGCGCUCACCAACCUGCAAGAUCUGGAUUUGCAAGGCAGCAGAAGCAUGAGUGGCAUCAUUCCCGCGUGCCUAGGCAACCUCACCGGACUCACCGUAUUGAAUUUUCGCAAAUGCGGUCUUUCUGGUUCCAUUCCAGAGGCAAUCAGCAGCCUCAAGGAGCUGAGGAAGUUGGACCUACAGGCCAACAGCCUGAGUGGCACCAUUCCUGCCUUCAUUGGCAACCUCACCGAACUAAUCACCCUGUUUCUCAACGACAACGCUUUCUCAGGCUCCAUUCCUGGGACAAUCAGCAACCUCAUUCAGUUGUGCGAGUUGGACUUACAGAGCAACAACCUGAGUGGCACCAUUCCCGCCUCCAUUGCCCACCUCCAAGGACUCAGCUACCUUGGACUUGGCAACAAUCGCCUUACAGGGACGAUGCCUGCUGCGAUCACCACGCUCACUAAACUCGAUUACCUCAGCUUAGAGGGCAACCAGUUGACGGGAAAGGUGCCCUCGUUCGACCAUACGGACCCAUUCAAUUCGUUUAGUGGGGACCCUUUCAACGACAGCAGCAACAACGACAACGACAAUGACCUCACCGCCUCGGAAAGCCCUCUCCCUUUCAACGCUACCAGCCUUGUCAAAACUCUACAGCUGGACAGCUUGU
Molecule: messenger RNA, 1266 nt
Organism: Closterium sp. Yama58-4
Lineage: Eukaryota; Viridiplantae; Streptophyta; Zygnematophyceae; Desmidiales; Closteriaceae
Source: the annotation of a GenBank genome assembly